GUGAAAUAUAUGAAAUGUGCAGGAAAAGUCACAUGUUUUCUGGGAUAGGUUGAGUUUGGCAUCAGGACGAUUCAGCUAUUCACCAACUCGGCCCAGUCCUGAACAACUCGGCUAGGGUUAGGCUUAUGUUAAGGGCUUAGACCCACCAGUCAUAGUGUCCGACAUCCAUUGAAUUUCACUACCAACUUAGAUUCCUUCCUUUGACUUUAAAAGUUUGAGAAAAAACAACUAAUUGACAAAAAGGAAUCUUGCUGCUUUACUCAUUCAUCUACAGAUAAAGUUCAAAGAGAGAAAAAUGUGAGUAGAUUAACAUGAAAGUAAGGCAUUGAGCAUUUAAAUCCAUUUCAACUCUCAUGCUGACAAAAGAGUUGAAUGUUUCCGUAAUACUGUUAAUGGCUGUAAAGUGUUGUGUAGGUCUGGUUACCUCCCAGCACAAGUAUGUGGUCCAUAGCUAUGGUCUGUUGAAGACAACAGGCAAACAUCAUCAUCACAACCGCAGCAGGACGUUUGACUUGAAAUGGCAGAUCCUUACCAACAGGCACAACCAUUUUGACUUGAGAGCAGGGAUGGUGUUCAUAACUGCAUUGCUAACAUCUAAAAUUACAGCAUAUCCAAUGACUUGAUUAGAAAUUAAAACAACUAACUAAGAUACCAAAACCAUAACAGAUUGCCCACCUUGCUUAUUUUAAACAGAGAUGGUAUUAUAAUCUAAAAUUGGAGGUAGGAGGCACACCUAUGGAAACAUGUGGUACCUCCCAAGUUUCCAAUGAAACAUAAAGUUCUGUUUUGUCCUGUGUCCCUACAGACGGAGGGACGACUGGAUCAGAGGUUGUUCACACAUGUUAUAUAGGGAAUGGAUGGGGAAAUGGCUUCAUCAACAAAGUCUUUCCUGAUGUGGAUGACUGAGAAUCUUUUCAUAUACCUGAUGCUGGACUGACACACUUACAUGUAUAGCAGGAAAGACAUCGGUCAACCAAGCCUUACAUGUACAUGAAGACGUGUAUGCCAAUAGUGAGAGUCGUAAAGUCAAUGGAACAGUUACUCAUGUUAUCUGGAAGCUGUCUUCCACAGGGUGUACUGGUCUACAGUUGUUCAGUCUGCAUAACACACUUGUAGUGCUGACCUUCUCACUAUGUCUACAGUUAAAGGAUUCAGUCAGAUAGACAUGAAUUGGUCCAGUGUAGAUCACAGAGAAUAGCUGCCACCAUGUUUCUUUCAGUUCUACUCCUUCUGUACAGUUUACCCGAGACUAUGGGGCAGAUGAAUGAACCUGGCUGUACACAGUACAGCACUGCUUUCCAAUCUGUGGCAUCCUGUGUUGGACUGCAGCUGACAGAAGUACCAUCAAACCUCCCCAGCAACAUAACUGAACUCAAUCUCAACAACAACAGUCUGAGUCACAUUAGGAAAGGAGACUUUCUGAGGUUUAGACACCUGACAACACUGCACUUGUCUCAGAACAACAUCACUCUUAUCCAAGAAAAGUCCUUGUCAGGGCCGCCCCUUGUCAAUGUGUUCCUCCGACACAACAGGUUGGAAAACAUUCCUGAGGAGGUCUUACACAUCCAUAGUCUAAAAUAUCUCAACCUAGAGAACAACCAAAUCAACAAUCUUACAGUACCACUUGGAAAGUACAGAACAACAGCACAGCUUCGGGUGCUCGUCCUAAAAAACACACAGUUGUCACUGUUACAAGGCCACAUCUUUGCCAGCAUGAAUCUUCAAAGUCUAGACCUAUCUUUUAACAAGCUGGAAUCACUUCCACACUUGGUUUUUGGAAAGCUUAACAAGAAGUUAGAAACUUUAACACUAGCAGUAAACAGGCUGUCUGACAUUCCUAGUUCUAUACACAAACUCACAGUCCUACAACAUCUGGACCUCAGCUACAACAAAAUCAAGAGAGUAGCUGCCACUUCUCUCACUGGUUUGCAAAACCUGAAGACCCUGUACCUCUCAGGCAACGGCAUCAUUUCCAUUGCAGAUAAUGCAUUUUCACAUCUUCGGUUGACCCGUCUGAAUCUGUCUUCAAACAAACUAACAACCAUACCAACUCCACUGACUAGCAUGGCAUCCAUGACAAUGUUGUCACUCGGAGGUAAUCCUUUGGGGCAAAUACAGCCUGGAAUACUGCAAUCAAUGCCUGCAUUGCACACAUUGGAACUAGAGAAGGUCGGGCUAUCCUACUUACCUUCAGGCACCUUCUCUAACUCGUCAUUGACACACCUCAACUUGGCCUUUAAUAAGCUGCAGGGGCUGCCCAUGGACAUCUUCAGUGGCACAGCUCUGAGGGUGCUGCAGCUGCAGGGGAACCAGUUCUCCCAGUUCCCUCGUGCUGUAGCAGCACUGUCCAGCCUGGAACUCUUGGACAUAUGCCACAACGCCAUCACUGUUCUGGAACCUGUGGAGGACUUCUCCAGAUUGACCAAGCUGACAAGGUUGUUGAUGCAUGAUAUGGGCCUGAGAAGGAUUGACAAGGAUGGCAUUUUCCAUGGAAUGGAGUGUCUUGAAGAACUGGAUUUGAGCAGGAACAAACUGACAACACUGCCACGGAACACCUUCCAUGGCCUCCCCUCUCUGAGAACAGUUUUGCUUGGACAAAAUAAACUACAGUCCCUGCCCAUCAAUAUCUUUAGCAACACAACUACAUUAGAUCAUAUCGAUCUAUCUCAUAACAAGCUAGAGUACCUCUCAACUCUCUCUGUUACAACAAUGUCUAAAGAAUCCAUUUCAUCCCAGAAUGUGCACCUGGAGAACAACCCUUGGUACUGUGACAGUAACCUCUGUCCCCUCAUGGACUGGUACAGCAAACUUCAGCAACCUGUGUCAACACCCGCUCCAAACUGUACAUGUCAGACACCCUCAAACAUGACAUUUCAUCAAGCAAUAUCAAUGUUUUGUGUCAAAAGAACUGAAACAAGUCCACUCGAAGGAACGGAUGACUCAUCAAAUGUCAGUUAUGGGACAGAAGCUGAUCAAACGGUCCUUUUUGUGGUUAUAGCUGCCAUAGUUUUGUUCAUGCUUGUUAUGGUUGGGGUCAUUGUUUACCAUUGGAAGAAAAAGCGAGCGCAGUCUCCUCAUAUCAAGCCUUAUCAUUUCACCUCGGACAUUCGGCGUCAAUACCUGGAAGACCUCCAGGGCCUUCUGUCACGACCAGACUCCAGCGAACCAGUCUACGAAACAAUUGACAACAUGCGCUGCCCUUCUUCGGUGUCCAGUCACAUGUACGCAGUGGCUGAUGAUGACCUGGACACAAGAAGCAUGGCAAGUACUGGGACAUACCUCUCCUUCCCAGGUCAAAGUAGGUGUGGAUGGCAGUCGGCAACAUCCCUUUCUGUGAUAGAUGACGAGGAUGACACCAAGACCAUCACAAGUCAUCAUACCUAUCUUUCACUUCUCGGGGAUACUGACAGCAUUGACAGCCAACCUGUACACCUUCCCCUGAUUGGUCCAGAUGUUAACACAAGCAGCACUAGCAUACACAGCAGCAUGGACUGUGAUGAAGGAGGCACAGAGAACAUUCCUGGACAACCAGUCUACAACUUCCCUAAGUGGAAGGGAUAUUUUCCCAGAGAAAAGUCUACCCUGAGUUCCAUAACCUGUGCCUCCCAUGCUACUGUCAGCAAAGUCAUUCUGGAAGACUUGAAAGACAAUGCACUGGAUGGAACUGUAACUUAAAAGCUACAACUAAACUAGGCAUAGCCUAGGCAUACAUUUAACAAGAUGACAACAAAUAUACAAAUGUACAUAGUAUUAUUACAUGUUUGUACAUAUCGGUAAGACAUCUGUUUCUUGAGACAGUGUAAAUGUGUCCUGCUAGAGCCAAUAUUUUAAGAAAGACACAUUUUUGUCUGGACUAUUUCUUAAUACCACAGAGCAAACAAACAAAGCUUUUUCCAAACUCCUACUUGUGCUUGUACACAAUAUGUGUAG
Branchiostoma floridae (Florida lancelet) is the source of this 3930-nucleotide messenger RNA. Its product is annotated as insulin-like growth factor-binding protein complex acid labile subunit. Gene Ontology annotation, cellular component: extracellular matrix. Gene Ontology annotation, molecular function: protein binding. The coding region runs from base 1207 to 3675 and encodes 822 amino acids. The transcript has 2 exons. Lineage: Eukaryota; Metazoa; Chordata; Leptocardii; Amphioxiformes; Branchiostomatidae. The record is from RefSeq and is a predicted model, not a curated record.